Symbiodinium sp. CCMP2592 is the source of this 4623-nucleotide messenger RNA. Lineage: Eukaryota; Dinophyceae; Suessiales; Symbiodiniaceae. The record is from the annotation of a GenBank genome assembly.
AUGGACCUGGUGGUCGUUGCAGACUCGGCUUCCUUGGCCCCUACCCUCCUGGGUGGGCCAUUGGUGGUCUGGUCCGAGGCGACCGGCGGGGAGUGCGCCCUCUUGGCCUUCGCUGCCGACUUUUGGCUGCUGGGCCUCGCCUGCGGCUGUUGCUUCUCGGCCCCGACAGCGCCGCGGAGGCAGACUCGACCUCUACGAGGGCCUUUGGACCGCUGGGCCGCUGUCAGCCGCCGAGCCCUGUUCUUCUUGGGGCGAAGGCGCCGAAUCUCCUUGGCUUUCGGGCACUAUAGGGAGGUGGACCUCCGCAACACUGCGGGUUCUCGACCGAACGCAGCCCGCAGAGCUCGGAGAGCGAGCACGCCACGGGCCGCAGGACUUCUUUACGAAGGUCCGGCCCUAGCGACGCGAGCCCCUCUGGCAACAAUGGACCCAACGGAGGCGGAGCGCGAUAUCGGACCUCGCCGGCGUCCUUUGGAGACCGCCAUCAAGCUGGCCUUGGGCCAGCCACAAAGGGUCCGGGAGAUCGUCCUCAUUCCCCGGCCUUCUUGGGACGCCGCCAUCGCAGCCUUGAAGGUCAUACCGCUGGAUGCUGAUGGCGCACCAGAGCCCGCACGGGACCCGACGCUUGUGGAGCUGGCGCGGCUUGAGUCGGUUAGGAGGGUGAGCUGUUUGAGGAUGGGCGUCACGCCCGACAGCCCCGGUGCCGCUGGGCCCUCGGCUCCUACCCCGGCCAUGGUUGCUGCGGGCCCUGCCUCGCCUUCCGGAGGCCGCAAGCUCAAGCUUUCCGCCAUCCUGGACCCGACGCUGGAUGCAGAUGUGGUGGUGCUAGAGCAGACGGAGACACAGACGCUCUACACCGAGUACAAGAAGAAGUACGGGGACUUCCCCUCACACGAGAGUGACCCCUCGCUGGAUCAGCUCUCGGCCCUCAAACAAGUUUUGCAAGCGGGGGCGGCCCCUUACACCGACUUCUCCUUGUUCGGACCGCAUGGCCUUCGGCUCCUCCGCAAACAAUCCUUCACGGCCUACGUCCUCAACGUGUCCACAGGGGAAUGGACAAAGAAGGAGCAACCAGGCCCAGGCUCCUUUCAUGCCUGGUACGAGGCCUGGAAGGUCUACCGAACAGCCAUGCUCCUGCUCGAGGUUGUGGACUCCGAGCGCCUCGACAGCUACGCCGAGCACGUGCGGAGUUUCCUCACGCAGUUUGGGGACUCCGCCUGGUGGUUGAUCUACAAGGCGGAAAAUCGCCUGAGGUGCGAGCACUUAGAGCGCCUGCGCCGCCGACUUCAUGAUCAACCAGACUUCGGGUACACGCCAGCCCGGCCUUGGAACGCGGCGUUCGCGGCGGCGGUGAAGGACAUGGAGUUUUGGACGAGGGAGCUGGUCACCCCGGCCACGCUUUGGCUUUCUGGAACCUCGGGUCCACCACGGCCGGCAAUCCCGCCACCGAGCCAGGAGGAGGAGCCGAACCCACGACCUGGCAAGGCUAAGCGCAAGUACACCGGCGACGACCACAGCGAGAAGGAGGGCAACGUGUUCGUCAAGAACAGGCGCGGGGCCGGCGGCGGGGGUGCCACUCCGUCAGAACCUUCUCGGGCAACCGGGGGCUCAGCGGGGGCACCUCAAGCCGCCACUUCUGCUGCUGGAAAGGCCACUGGGCCCAAGGACUACUUCGCCCCGACGCCCAAGAUCAGAUCUGGUGCCGCUGCCCGGCUCGACGACACGGCGGAGCUCAUACGGAGGACCGCGGCUUCCAAGGCGGCUCUCUCGCCUCCCCCUCUGAAGCGGAAGAAGCCGGACGACCCGCCACGAGACCUGGGGCGGCAACGGCCAAGGCCAGGCAGCGAGCGCAAGAGCACAAGCAGUCAGGUGGCGCAUCUCAUCCCGCCAUCGAGCCACAAGGUGCCUCUUUACCGGCCCAUGGACAGGGGACCUCGCGCCCACGGCACUUGGUUGGAGAAGCCCGGCGAAGCCUCGUAUUCCGAAUGGCGCCACAACGGCUUCGGCGAGGGCCCCAGCUGGCUGGCAGACUAUGGGUUCCUGGUUUGCGCCCUGGACAAGCGAGCCACCGAACCGACUGACCUCCUGGACGAACCGGCCCACUCAGCAAUCCUUCGCGACCUGGUCGGCAGGUAUGCAGUGUUCUGGGCGGCCCCUCCGUGCGGCACUUUCUCGCCUCUACGCGAGGUCCGUCCCGGCCCUCCGGUACUGCGGAGUGAGCAGCACAUCGAGGGUCUGCCCAGCCUUGGCAAGAAGGAGAAGGAGCAGGUCAGGACCGCCAACCUACUCAUCGAGCGGUGCUCUGAUUCAGUCGUGGCGAUGUGGGACCUCAAGCUCACUUGGGGGGUGGAGAAUUCCGACCACCCCGUGGGGAAACCCAGCCUAUGGGCCAUGCCCUCCUUCCGGGCCAUUAUCGACCUCGACCGCGUCGGCGCAGCAGACUUCGAUCAGUGCCGCUUCGGCCUGGAGACGGUGAAGCCGACUCGGUUCCUGUUCUCCGCCCACGUAGACUUUGCCAAACUACACGGGCAGCGGUGCAACCACCCGCGCGGCACCCAGUCAGUGGCAGGCAGGCAGGUCUCUGAUUCGGCGGGCCACCAACGCUGGGCAUCUGCCAACCAAGCCGAGUACACGGCCCACCUCUCACAGAUCAUUGCGGAGGCUCUUUACCAAGGUGCUGAGUUCGAGGCUCUUCCCUCUCGGGGCCCGCAGACCGAGAGGGAGGCUGAGAACGAGCGGGCGCUUGGUGGCCUGCGCAACCCCAGGCGUGCACUGACUCGACUUCCCAGGUCGGCCGCCGUUGGAAUUGCCAUCCGUCGGCUUCUGUCACGGGCCGUGGAUCUUUGGCCCGAGCUCCUGGACCCUGCCGUGGCAAUACUUCGUGGAGAAGAGCCGGCAGACUUCAGCCCGGAAGCCGUCAGUUCGGAAGAGGACGGCACCGCGGCAACACCCAUUCAGGCAUCUGUGCUCGAAGCCUGGGGUGACGCCACCGAUGAUCCGGAUGCCAAGCUCCUGGCGCACUGGUUGGAUCAUGGCGCCCCUCUCGGUAUCGAGCAGGCGGUGCCGACCACGGGCGUCUUCAUCCCGGUUUCCCGGGAUGGCCAAAUGCCGGCGUGGCAGCUUGACAGGCGAGCUUUGGAAGGCUGGAAGAAUUACCCUUCGGCCGAGGCAGAAGAGGGCACCCUUCGCGACCUCCUCGACGACUAUGUCAACCGGGGUUUCUGCGUCUUGGUCGCCACCGAGGAGGAGGCCGAAGCGAUCCUAGGAGGGCCGCCUGUUCUGAACCGCCUGGGCGUGAUCGCGAAGGACAAAACCGAUGCGCAGGGCCGGCCAGUCCGAAAGGCACGGGUUAUCUGGGACCUAAGGGAGUCCCGAGUUAACUUGGCGUGCUGCCAGGGCGAGCGGAUCCUCCUGCCCCGGCUCCUUGACGUUGUCUCCUCCCUUCUUCGAGUCUACAGAGAAGGGGGAAAGCCCUACUUGGCGGGCCUCUACAUAAAAGAUGCGUUCAUGAACGUGCCGGCGGGCCCGGACCGCAAGUUCACCGCUGCGGCGGUCCCAUGGGGCAUCGUGCUGUUCAACACGCCUGCGGUCGCUGACACUGACCCACAGUGCUAUGUUGACGACCCGGUCUUUGUCAUGUUCGGGCCCGGCCUUGGCGCAGCCGCCCGUGACUUGGCCAUUACCCUCCUUUGGGUGGCCGUCACUGGCUUCCCGACGAAGCUCAACAAGGCCAACGGCGGGAAGACCAUAGAAUGGGUCGGUGCAAAGAUUGAAUGCGACGAUGAGGCGGAGACGGUCACGGUGACCAUCCCCGAGCACAAGGUCAAGCAGCUCCUCGCCGACACCAACAAGCUGCUGAGCCGCCCGGUCAUAGGCGCCAGGGAGCUGCGGUCGUAUGCCGGCAGCAUGUCUUUCAUUGCAGGCUUGGUGCCUCACCUUCGACCCUUCUUGUCCACCUUCUGGUCGGCGCUCUCUACGUGUGGUUUGGCUAAUGAUGGCCGCCCCGCCCGGAAAGCCAGAAACCUGAUCCACACUAAGAGGGUGGCCCCUGGCCUCAAGUGGAUACGAGCGCUGUUGGUGGACAACGUCCUGCAACGGAUUUUCUUCGCAAAGCCCGCCCACACCGACGUCGAGAUCGUUACCGAUGCCAGCCCGUGGGGCAUUGGUGGCAUCAUGAGGGUGGGCGGCAAACCCACCGAGAUCUUCUACUCCAACCUCCCGGACGAGCUCCUCAAGAAGUUUUCGGCCGAGAGGGGUGUUUCGAAGUUUAACACCCUCUGGGAAGGAGUCGCUCUUUUGGUGGCGUUCCGCCUUUGGCUCCCGAACCUCUCUUUCGGAGCCGUGUACAGGGCGAAGUCCGAUAACCUCGGCUUCCUGCGAGCCCUAUCGCGUGGAAGCGCAAAGUCGGCCACUUUGAAUGUGCUGGCCCGCGAGUUUUCGCUGGACGUCGCCCUCCGGUCGUAUCAGGUCCGGGGCCUCGCACACAUUCCGGGCAUCAGCAAUAUCCAGGCCGAUGCUUUGUCACGCCUGUUUUCUCCCGAGCCGAAGCACUUCCCUCCAGAACUGGAGCACGUGCCGGCCAGAACGGUGGACCUCACCGAGGCCUUUUGGAAGGUCGUGUGA